GCCGGCGCGGGCGAGCGGCGGAGGCCGGCCUGCCGGCGGCCAUGGACCGCUUCGUGUGGACCAGCGGCCUCCUGGAGAUCAACGAGACGCUGGUGAUCCAGCAGCGCGGCGUGCGCAUCUACGACGGCGAGGAGAAGAUAAAAUUUGAUGCUGGGACGCUCCUUCUUAGUACACACAGACUAAUUUGGAGAGAUCAGAAAAAUCAUGAGUGCUGCAUGGCCAUUCCUCUUUCCCAGAUUGUGUUCAUUGAAGAACAGGCAGCUGGAAUUGGGAAAAGUGCCAAAAUAGUGGUUCAUCUUCACCCUGCUCCACCUAACAAAGAACCUGGUCCUUUCCAGAGUAGUAAGAACUCCUACAUCAAACUCUCCUUCAAGGAACAUGGCCAGAUUGAGUUUUAUAGGCGUUUGUCUGAGGAAAUGACACAGAGAAGAUGGGAGAAUAUGCCAGUUUCCCAAGCUUUACCGACAAAUAGAGGACCCCAGCCAGGAAGAAUAAGGGCUGUGGGAAUUGUAGGCAUUGAAAGGAAGUUGGAAGAAAAAAGGAAAGAAACUGACAAAAACAUUUCUGAGGCCUUUGAAGACCUCAGCAAGCUAAUGGUCAAGGCUAAGGAAAUGGUGGAGUUAUCAAAAUCAAUUGCUAAUAAGAUUAAAGACAAGCAAGGUGACAUCACAGAAGAUGAGACCAUCAGGUUUAAAUCCUAUUUGCUGAGCAUGGGAAUAGCUAACCCAGUUACCAGGGAGACCUGUGGCUCGGGCACACAGUACCACAUGCAGCUGGCCAAACAGCUGGCUGGGAUACUGCAGGCGCCGCUGGAGGAACGAGGGGGAAUAAUGUCACUUACGGAGGUAUACUGUUUAGUAAACCGAGCUCGAGGAAUGGAGUUGCUCUCACCAGAAGAUCUAGUGAAUGCAUGCAAGAUGCUGGAAGCGCUACAGUUACCUCUCAGGCUCCGAGUUUUUGACAGUGGCGUCAUGGUAAUUGAGCUUCAGUCCCACAAGGAAGAGGAAAUGGUGGCCUCAGCCUUGGAGACCGUUUCAGAAAAGGGAUCCCUGACAUCAGAAGAGUUUGCUAAGCUGGUGGGAAUGUCUGUCCUGCUGGCUAAGGAAAGGUUGCUUCUGGCAGAGAAGAUGGGCCAUCUUUGCCGAGAUGAUUCAGUGGAAGGCUUGCGGUUUUACCCAAAUUUAUUUAUGACACAGAGCUAAGGGUUUUGUAUUUAAAAUACUUCGUGUCCAUACACUUGUAUCAUGUAGAGGUUGUAUGACAUUGAGCUCAGAGUAAACCUUGAUGAACUGAGAAUUUCUGGAACUUUACACUAUAAUAUAAAACCCUUUUAAUUUCUCCCUAAAUAUUAUGGUCCAGGAAGUUUACUUAGGAUAAAUAUAGGAAAAUACAGAAAACUGAAUGCCACAGUGAGUUGGAAAUCAUGCUACAGUUGUAUAGAGCCCUCAGGGUUUAACUUGAAAUAUGGUGAAUUUUAACUUGAUCCUCAAAUCUGUUUUUUUAAAGAAGGGAAUCUAGUUAUUAAUGGGGGAAGAAGUUGAGUGUUUGGACAGGUUAGAUCAUUUUUCUGGUGUGACUAAAAUUCACUGAAUUAUAAACAAAGUUUUUCCUCUGCAUGUAAUGUGCCCAUUAUGGGAGAGGGUUCAUGAAGCAAGUCAUACGUACAGUGUAGCUUAAGUGACAACACUGAACAGGACGUGAAACCACAGAACGCCACAUGAGGCUUCUCCUAAGUAAGGGCUUUUCUUUAGAAGCAGUUAUAAGCAUGUCUUCAACAGACACCUUAAAAAAGGAGAGAGUUGUAUUUGACUUACGUAUGUAUAGUCUGACUAGUUUUUUUUUUCCAAGUAAUGAUUUCAUAGCUGGCAUUUAAAGAAUGCAACUAUGUCAUUUUGUUUUAAAAAUGCUGUGGAUUUUGAAACUGAAUUAAUGAGCUGUAUAGACACGCCCAGAGAUGUGAUUACAAAUUUGGAACUUAGAGGGUUCAGGAAUUCCCUAGGGUUGUGUGGGGGAGGGGCCGGGAGAACCUUUAGGUCGCUUAAACAGGAACCUUGGUGCUCUUUGACCUGGAAAGCCAAGGACAGGAACAUUGAAAGGGGACAAGUAAUUGGUCUCCUUUUCCUACUCUUAAGGAGUUUCAACACUGCACUUUAAAAAAAUAUUUCAUAUCCCAGCAAUAUUUUUUUUCUUUCCCCCAUAUAUUAGAAGCUGUGUUGAGAAACUAUGUCACUAGCAAGUAUUACCAAGAUAACAAAAACUGGCUACUCCUGAAUUUCGAUUGUUUGAGUUCUAAAGUGGGCUGCCUGACUUCAUAUGUCGGUGUGUUGGCAUUACCUCAAACUCAGAGACCCCACAGGGACGCAAAGAGAUCCCCUUCUAAGACUGCGUCGAAAGUGGGAAGCAGGGAUGGUUUUCGGCCAAGCCUCCAGAAGGGAUAGCGUCUGCACUGAGAGACCCAUGGUGACCAGCAGGUGGGGAUACCCAGGCUUAAGCUCUGGGAUCCCUAAGAUGUCACUGAGUGAGGUGGAGGGCCCCCUGCAGAUGCCCUUUGGGGAGUUGCAGGGAUCCUCAGCUGUAGACCCAGGGAAUCCCUCCCACUGCAGCCAGAGUCAGUCUCUGAUCCCCACCUGCAAAAGUGGCUGUUGCUGCUUCACAUCCUCCAGCGUUACGGGAAUGUCUUCAUUUUCCAAACUUGUCGCUCAUUCUGUAUCGUGAUGACAGAUAGCCCCUAAUGUCCUCAUUGUUCAGCCUCAGGUUUGUUUUGGGGGAAUUCAGUGUCUAGCCAAACAAUGGCCCCAUGUCUUUCAGGCCACCGUGUAGACGUGUUUGUGUGGCACUCCUGUUUCUGGGUUACACUCACACUGCUCUGGCAGACUUGUACACGCACGUUCAUACGCACUUGCACACACGCUUACACACAUGAUGUCUCAUCUGGCUAAGGCUUUUCAGAAAUUACAAAGGUAAAUAAUAAUCUGUUUCAGCGGUUGGAAUGAAUUGCAGUUGAGACUGUUUGAGCUACUGGAUCUAGCUCUUAGGAUUUGGAUUCAUUACAGCAAACUCCCACGGUUCAACAUAUUUGUUUACAUUAGUGUGACAACACAUUAACAGAAGUGGAGCAGUCUAAGUUGUAUAAAGUGAACUAGGAGGAAGAAAAGUGACAUGACUAUAUUUCACACAUGUCACAUUAAUUAGAAAACAAGUAUGAUUGAUUUUACUGUUAAAGUGGGCAUUCUUCACUGUUUCUAGACUUAUAUAUGUAUAUUUUUGAUUCCACCCACCCACCCAUUCCCUCCCCCUCUUUUUUUUUUUUUUUUUUUUUGCCAAAUAAGAUGUUAUUUUGGUCUUCUAUUGGUAGAAGUUAUGUUUAAAUACAACCAAUCAGGCCCUAAAUGCAAAAAAAUUCAUCUCGGUGCUUAUCACUGGUAUAAUUAUUAUUUUUGCUUUACUAACUUUGCUCUUAGGAGCAUAAAUUUGUAGCUUUAUGAUAAUGGAAUUUUUCUAGUCACUAUCAAAGAUUUUUUUACACUGUACAAGUGCAGGUUGUUUUCAGGAUUAAAUGAUUGGAAUUAAUGUAUAUAGAGUAAAAUUACUGGAAAACUUGUAAAUGAUUUUUCUUACCUUGGUGUUCUUUUUAAAAUACUCUUUGAAAAACAUAUGAAAAUGAUAAACUUUUAAUCAGAAUAAGCCAGUACGUUAAACAUUUUUUCUUUAUUUUUGACCUCAAGAUCUUACUGUUUUAGUUGUUCUAAAAGAAUGGGAAAUGGCUCAUGAACUUUUUUUUUUUAAUUCUUGAUGUGAAUUUCACGGUUGACUAACCUUGUGCAUUCGCGUGAAUGUACUGUCUCUCCAAGUAUUGGUUCCCUGUAACCAGACUCGCCUGACCAGACAUGGAUUCAUCAGGUGGUCAUUCUCAUGCUCUGCCCAACAAUAUCAGCGUUUUCACUUUGGUACAGUAGAGUCACACAUAUAAGCUGGUUAGAUUUUUAAAGACUGUGCCUUGGAAUGAAAUCAAGCAUGCUUAAAAUGAUCCCUGAAACUCUUAAAUUGCCAGCGAAGUUCUUUAUAUCGUCUUACAGGUCGAAUCCCUAUAGAGUGAUACAUGGGUAUGAAUAUAUUAUGAAUAUAGUGAGUACAAUAUACAAUAAAAACUACAUAGCAACAGUAGACAUUUAUAACACCAAUAAUUAAACUAUUUAAAUGUGUGUCUUGUUUUUGUUUUUUGGCCAAGAGUUAUGGUUGAAUUUCUGUGAAUUUAUUUGCUAAUCCCAUCCCUUAUUAAGACAGAUCUAGAGUGUGAGCUCCGUAAGGGGAGAGCUUUUUGUCUGGUGUGUUUGUGGAUAUAUCCUCAGAGCCUAGAACAGAACCUGGCACACAAUAAGCAUUCAAUAAAUAUUAACUGAAUGAAUGAACUCUCAUGUAUAUACCUAUUUAUAACCUGGCUCCAUUUAUCCUACUUUAUCUCCCAUUCAAUUCAAUAAAAAAUUUUUUUGUUAAAAAUC
Molecule: messenger RNA, 4499 nt
Organism: Panthera uncia (snow leopard)
Lineage: Eukaryota; Metazoa; Chordata; Mammalia; Carnivora; Felidae
Gene: VPS36
Product: vacuolar protein sorting 36 homolog
Exons: 14
Coding region: 42-1202 (386 amino acids)
Biological process (GO): protein transport to vacuole involved in ubiquitin-dependent protein catabolic process via the multivesicular body sorting pathway
Cellular component (GO): ESCRT II complex; late endosome membrane
Molecular function (GO): ubiquitin binding; phosphatidylinositol-3-phosphate binding
Source: RefSeq, a predicted model, not a curated record